AUGGCGCAGGACGAGGCGGCCCAUGGAGCCCCUUGGCGCACAGCUCAGGGGCGUGGCGGCGGUGGCCCUGUGUGGGCAUGCGCGGCCACGCGGGCGUGCGGGUUCGCCAACAACUUCGCGACCCGCGAGACCUGCUGGGCCUGCGGCCUCGACCGCCAGGGCCGGCCUACGGGAGCCAAGGGGGCCCGCCAGCCCACCAGGCCGCGCUCGGCGUCCAGGCCUCGCUCGCUGGGCGCUGGCGGCGGUCGCCAUCUUCGCGGCGCUCCUCCUGGGGCUGGCGGCGGGGGCACCGCGGAGUCCAACGCGGUGGCCAAGUGCCGUAAGGCCCUCAAGGCGCUGCGCAGCAUCUAUGACGAAGAGCACUCCCUCGUCGUGGCUGCCAAGGCCGAGCUCAGCCAGGCCGAAGCACAAGAGCGGGCUCACAUGGCGCCUGCCGACGUGCUCCGCUCGGCGCUGGACAGGCAGGCAGCGCGUGAAGAGGGGCGUGCAAAGCUCCAGACGGAGGUCGACGCCCUGGCAGCCCAACUCAAAUCGGCCACCGACAGGCUGGACCGCGUCAAGCUGCAGCUUGUGGAGUCCAACGAGGAGGUGGCGCAGGCCCAGCUGGCCAAUGCGGCACAUACCGCACCACUGGGCGGCGAUGCGGCAUCUUCGGUGGCGGCGCUUCAGCAACUUCUCCAGACAGCCCACAACUCCAUCCAGCAGGGCCAGGACCGCAACAUCGUGGGCGGUGCCAUCCUGGAGCAGCUGGUGGGACACGUGCGCACGCCGGGGGACGCAAUGCCGAGGCCGUCUCCGCCAGGCCAGACGGCGAUGGAGGUUGAGGCCUUUCGCACCGCGGGCGGGCAGCCCGCUGGCUUCAUCGUCGGGUCGGCGUACAUGGAGUCGGUCCCAGACCCCGACUUUCUCACCGCUAACUAUCAGAAGCUCAUGCGCAUCGCGGAGAGCAUGCGCUACUUCUCCGCCCCUUUCAUUUUCGCAGGUGACUGGAACACGGAGCCUGCCAACAUGGAGGUGCUGGGCUUCUUGCAGAUCAUGCCUGCCAUUGCGGUGGCCACUCAAACGUCGGGCACUUGUCGUUCGGCAAAGACGGGCACUUACAGCACCAUCGACUACUGGCUGGCCUCACCUGACUUUGCGAAGGCUUGUGGCGUCCCCUACGUGCUCGACUCUUGGGUCCCGAGGCCCCACUAUCCUGUGCGCAUGGAUCUCGACGCGAAGCCCAGGGCGCACAUGCAGAUGCACCUGAAGGCGCCCAAGCCUUUCCCCAAGCAGGCGCCGCGGUGCUCACGGGCCAGUCCCUUGUAUGGACCGCCCAAAUUGCAACCCUACCUGGACGUGGUCAGGCAAGAUGCGGAUCUGGGACAACCUGAAGAUGGUGAUCAGGCACAGCGGCGGCUCGACGGCCUCCACGCCAACUUCAUCUCGUUCGUGGAGCAGGACCUCUGCCACAUCAACCAGGUGGACGUGCAGGAUCGCGAGAAGUAUUGUGGUAGAGCGGAAGCUCCUGCAUAUGUCUGGCGUCCAGCGGGAGGGCCCAUCCUCAAAGGGGCUCCAGCAGCUGGCCCCGAAGCCCGCUGCAUGCGCAACGUGACCUUCGCGCUGCAAGACCUGGCCGCUCAACUUGAAAGGGCAGAGCCAACAGGUCAUCUUUCGCCAGCUACCACAUCGGCUUCGACUUACUCAGGCGUCGUCGGCAUCGCGGGCUCCAGCUCUCAGUUGAAGUUUGAUGCUGGCAUGGCUGCGCAGCGGACGGCGCCACGUGAUCGUGACAAGGAUGCAGUUUCUCGCGUGACAUCUACUUAUUCAGGUGACGCCAACGACUCGGGCUCCAGCUCUCAUUUGAAGAUUGCAGUCGGCAUGGCUGAGAAGCGGGCAUCACCACGGCAUCGAGCAAGGCGGAGCCACAUGGACACGACGAAGGGCCAGAUCGAGGAGGGCUUCGCGACGAGAGAGGGCACGACGAUCAAGACCAAGGACAUCCACGCGACGGAGGGCGUGGUGCUGUUCGAGUGGGCUUGGCCUGUUCUACGUUAUGCGUGCAGACUGGAGGCCUCACAGUACAUCCUGUUUGUCAAAGCUCUCGCCCUGACCUUCGAAGGCCAUGCCAAGGUUCUCGAGCAGCAGGCAGCCAACAAGAGGGCCAAGAGCUUUCACAAGUGGGCCCAGGACGCGCUGAUCACAGGCGCCUCCCCAGUCUCCGGCAUGACCAAGCUGAAGGGGCGGGCGCACAAUGAGGUAGACAGGUUCGGUAUUCGCUCAGCGCUUCCUCAAGCAGUAGCAGACAGCCAGAUGGACAUGUGGAAUGACAUAUGGCAAGGUACAAAGGUCUCCAAAGCUGCGGAUAAGGACAUCAUCUACAAGGACGUGGGCAGCAUCACCUGUGCCGUCAGCCUCGGCGACAACGAGUUCGACGUCGAGCACAUUGCAGACAGCCAGGACGACCUGGUGAAGCUCAUCCGCACCCUACCAUGCGAGGCCAUGCAG
Messenger RNA from Prorocentrum cordatum, 2487 nucleotides. The record is from the annotation of a GenBank genome assembly. NCBI's taxonomy places the organism in Eukaryota, Dinophyceae, Prorocentrales, Prorocentraceae.